Anastrepha obliqua is the source of this 1538-nucleotide messenger RNA. It is a transcript of the gene ifc, whose product is annotated as sphingolipid delta(4)-desaturase DES1. Bases 80 to 1045 code for a protein of 321 amino acids. Gene Ontology annotation, cellular component: membrane. Gene Ontology annotation, biological process: ceramide biosynthetic process. The record is from RefSeq and is a predicted model, not a curated record. The transcript has 2 exons. Lineage: Eukaryota; Metazoa; Arthropoda; Insecta; Diptera; Tephritidae. Gene Ontology annotation, molecular function: sphingolipid delta-4 desaturase activity.
UUAGUCAUUUUUUUCAUUAAUGCGGUUUUACAAGUGUCAGUUUUCGAAGUAUGUUUUACAAGUGUCGUUUUGAAUAAACAUGGGGCAAAAAGUUUCGCGUACUGAUUUUGAAUGGGUGUAUACUGAAGAGCCGCACGCUUCGCGACGUAAAAUCAUUUUGGAAAAAUAUCCGCAAAUUAAAAAGCUUUUUGGAUAUGAUCCGAAUUUUAAAUGGGUGGCCGGUACAAUGGUAUUGCUUCAAUUGCUCGCACUGUUUGUUGUAAAAGAUUUAUCUUGGACCUUGCUUUUGAUAGCAGCAUAUUGUUUUGGAGGAAUAUUGAAUCACUCACUUAUGCUAGCGGUCCAUGAAAUAUCGCAUAACUUGGCUUUUGGACAUAGCCGCCCAAUGUAUAAUCGUAUUUUGGGCUUUAUCUGCAACCUGCCAAUUGGACUGCCUAUGUCGAUUUCUUUCCGCAAAUACCACCUUGAACACCAUAGGUAUCAAGGUGACGAAGGAGUGGAUACGGAUAUUCCUACUUUCUUAGAAGCAAAACUCUUUGAUACAACUUUUGGAAAAUUUAUCUGGGUUUGUUUACAACCCUUUUUUUACAUUUUUCGUCCUUUAAUAAUAAAUCCAAAACCACCUACUGGACUAGAAGUUGUCAAUACUAUCAUACAGAUAAUAUUUAAUACAAUUGUCGUUUAUUUCUUUGGAUGGAAAGCUCUAGCUUACUUAGUUAUUGGAUCUAUACUAGCAAUGGGAUUGCAUCCGGUGGCUGGGCACUUUAUUUCGGAGCAUUACAUGUUCGCCAAAGGUUUCGAAACGUACUCCUAUUAUGGGCCACUUAAUUGGAUAACGUUCAACGUUGGCUAUCAUAAUGAACAUCACGACUUUCCUGCUGUUCCAGGUUCGAGGUUGCCUGAAGUGAAACGUAUCGCUCCGGAAUUUUAUGACACAAUGCCACAGCAUACGAGUUGGUCACGGGUGCUUUAUGAUUUUAUUACCGACCCUGCUGUAGGUCCAUACGCUCGUGUCAAACGUCACAAGCGCGGACUUAAGACGUAAGUUAGGCAAUAAAAAUGGAAACUUUCCUUGAGCGCAUCUAGUAUAAGUGAUAUUUUUGAAUAUAAUUUGCGCAUUUUUAUUGAAAAAGCCACCUAAUAUCACCUAAUUCAUAUAUAUAUGUAAAUUUGCAAAUAUAGUUUGAAAAAUGUAUCCCUAAAUUGAGUUAUAAACAGUAUUUUUUUGUUACUUCACUUAAAUAUAUAAUAUUAUGUAUCACUUUUAUUUUCUAUUCCAUAAUAUUCACUUGAAUUAUAAAUCAUGUAAAUAUGAACUAUUUUCAAAUACCAAAUAUAGAUAUAAUGAAGCUAAACUGUGUACUAGUAUGAAUCGUUCAAAUUAUCGUAAGACUUUAAAAACAAAAAAAUAUAUAAUAACGUGAAAAAAACUUUAACUGAACCAUUUGUGUAAUUAUGAAGAAGUAUUUUGUAUUUACAUAUAAUAUGUAAAGUAUUCUAUUUGCUAAAUAAAUAAAAUGCACCAUGCUGAUUUGUAA